Molecule: messenger RNA, 2042 nt
Organism: Cynara cardunculus var. scolymus (artichoke)
Lineage: Eukaryota; Viridiplantae; Streptophyta; Magnoliopsida; Asterales; Asteraceae
Product: lecithin-cholesterol acyltransferase-like 4
Exons: 11
Coding region: 212-1810 (532 amino acids)
Biological process (GO): lipid metabolic process
Molecular function (GO): glycerophospholipase activity
Source: RefSeq, a predicted model, not a curated record
GGCAUCUUUCAAUAAAUCCUUAUCGUCUUACCCAUUUCCCUCUAUCACGUAAAAUACAAACCCUAAUUCACUUGAUUCAACCAACUUCAUCAAUUUUCUCUACGAUUCAGCAUUACAAUCUGCAGAAGAACUGGUUUGUUGAUUUCAGGCGAGAGCCGAUUGGAUUCUGGUAGGUGGUGUUGUUCAGAAUUUGGAAUUUACUCAAUUUAGGAUGGCGGUGUUGUUGGAGGAUGUAGUUAAAGCGGUGGAGGCAUGGUUAAAGAUUCUUAAGAAACCGGAGCCUUACAUUGAUCCAAAUCUUGAUCCGGUUCUUAUAGUGCCUGGGAUUGCUGGUUCAAUUCUGCAUGCUUUAAAUGGUGAAACUGGGAAAGAAGAGCGAGUUUGGGUUCGGAUUUGGGAAGCUGAUCAUGAAUUCCGUGCCAAACUUUGGUGCCAGUUCGAUUCUGCUACUGGUAAAACUAUGUCUUUGGAUCCCAACACCAGUAUUGUCGUUCCUGAGGACAGAGAUGGCCUCUAUGCAAUUGAUUGCUUGGAUCCUGAUAUGAUCGUUGGACGUGAUAGUGUAUGCUAUUUCCAUGACAUGAUAAAUGAGAUGACAAGCUGGGGAUACCAAGAAGGAAAAACUCUUUUUGGGUUUGGAUACGAUUUCCGACAAAGUAACAGACUUAAAGAAACAAUGGAUCGUCUUGCUGCAAAAUUGGACGCAAUUUAUACUGCUUCAGGGGGGAAGAAGAUAAACGUAAUUACUCAUUCAAUGGGUGGACUUCUUCUCAAAUGUUUUAUGAGCCUGCACAGCGAUAUUUUUGAGAAAUACGUCAAGAACUGGAUAGCAAUUGCUGCACCGUUUCAGGGUGCACCUGGAUAUGUAACAUCUACCUUAUUAAACGGGAUGUCAUUUGUGGAGGGAUGGGAAGCAUAUUUUUUUGUAUCCAAGUGGAGUAUGCAUCAGCUGCUGAUUGAAUGUCCAUCCAUAUAUGAACUGAUGGCCUGUCUGGAUUAUGAAUGGGAACAUGAUCCUAUGUUACAAAUUUGGAAGGAGAUUCAGGAUGGUGAAGGAAACUCUGCUGCUAUGCUGGAGACAUUCACCCCGGUGGAAGCAGUUUCGAUCUUCACUCAGGCUCUUUCCAACAAUGAGCUGAGCUACGAUGGAGUGGAUAUCCCUCUACCAUUCAACAAAGCAAUAUUGCAUUGGGCUAAUAAAACGAGAGAGAUCUUAUCUUCGGCCAAACUUCCGCCAAAGGUUAAGUUCUACAAUGUUUAUGGCACUGGUCAGGACACUCCUCAGACUGUGAGUUAUGGAAGCGUGGACUCACCCGUCUCGGACCUAUGUGAAUUACCAUUUCUCGAUGCAACUUAUGUCAAUGUUGAUGGUGAUGGUACAGUACCUGUAGAAUCUGCAAAGGCUGAUGGGCUCGAUGCAGAAGCUAGGGUCGGUAUCCCAGGUGAUCACCGAGGGAUCCUAAAAGACAAACACCUAUUCCGGAUAGUCAAGCACUGGCUGAAAGCAGACCAUGAUCCCUUCUACAACCCCGUAAAUGAUUACGUGAUCCUACCGACUUUAUUUGAGCUCAAAAAGCACCACGAAAAGGGCGUGGAAGUAACUUCACUCAAAGAAGAAUGGGAAUUUGUUUCCAAAGACCAAGACGAAAACAACCACCAACCUGUAGUCGGUUCGAUAUCCGCUUCUCGAGUAGCGGAUGAUCGGUCGUCUUCCGAAGAGGCACGUGCGACUUUCAUCGUUCAUCCACAAAGCAACGGUAAACAACAUGUUGAAUUAAAUGCAAUGAGUGUGACUGCUGGUGGUGCGUGAUAAUAAAAAAAGGGUGUACGAGUAUGUUCAUAUGUAUAUAUUCAAGUGCUUUUAACGAGGUUAAAUUGUAAAAAUAAAUAAAAAGAACAUAAAGAUGAAAAAAAGGUGUGGUGAAGUUGACAUGUGACAUGCAACGUUGGUGGGUUUUAUUGUUACUGUUAUGUAAAUAGUCAUGGCCUGUGCAAAAAUGGGUAUUUUAAAUAAAAGUGGGUGUGGGCCAGUUUGUUUGUGC